AUGAAACUCUCCACCCUCGGCCGAAUCCUUCUGGGCACAACCGUCGCCCAGGCCGCCACUAUCAAUUACUCGACUGUCACUGGCUACUUCAUGCAAGAUGAAGAAUCGACCGAUGCUUCGAAAUUCGACUAUACAUCGGAGAACUUCGGCUUGAUCAACCGCACAUAUCCCGUGGAUAAUAAGCUCAAGGGUCACAAGUCCCUAACGCAAUGGGAGCGCUUCCAUCACCAGGUCACCCAAUUGAACGAUGAAGCCCCCAAUCACAUCGAGUACAAGGUCCUAUUCCUUGGUCGACACGGAGAAGGGUGGCAUAACACUGCAGAAUCGUACUACGGCACACCCGCCUGGAACUGCUACUGGGCCGAACUGGACGGCAACGGCACAGCAAGCUGGGUAGAUGCAACACUCACGCCAACCGGCGAAUCCCAAGCCCUCAAAGCAAACGCCUUUUGGCAAAAGCAGAUCCACGAACAACGAAUCCACACCCCAGAUCACUACUAUGUCAGCCCACUCACACGCACCCUGCAGACAGCCAACCUGACAUUCACGGGUCUGGUUCUGCCCAAGGGUAGCGCUCCCUUCAAACCUACCGUCAAAGAGCUCUUCCGCGAGGGAAUCAGCAUUCAUACAUGCGACCACCGCCGUAGCCGCAGUUAUAUCCAUGACUUGUUCCCGAACUGGCCGAUUGAAGAAGGCUUCAGUGAAGAAGAUGAGCUGUGGGAUGGCGUUACUGCUGAGUCUGCCGAUGCGCAAGAUGCAAGAAGUGCCCAGGCGCUGGGACAGGUUUUCUUUGCUUCGUCUGGUAAGAAGGAGGCGUUCGUUUCGGUCACGGCGCAUUCGGGGGAGAUCGCUUCUAUUCUGAGGGUUCUGAAGCAUCGCGAGUUUAGCUUGAACACGGGUGCUGUUAUCCCCGUGUUGGUUAAGGCGGAAAAGGUUGAGCAUGGGGCUUCGACUACCUCGUCUGUGCCUUGGACGGUCAGUCCGCAUUGUACGGAGCCGCCUGUCACAUCGGUUUCGGCUUGCGUUUGUCCUUCUAGUGCGGUGCCUGUUACAACGGUGCUGGCUACUGGGGUUUAG
Messenger RNA from Penicillium bovifimosum, 1077 nucleotides. RefSeq names its product phosphoglycerate mutase family protein. Gene Ontology annotation, cellular component: cytoplasm. Gene Ontology annotation, molecular function: phosphatase activity. The coding region runs from base 1 to 1077 and encodes 358 amino acids. The transcript is spliced from 3 exons. The record is from RefSeq and is a predicted model, not a curated record. NCBI's taxonomy places the organism in Eukaryota, Fungi, Ascomycota, Eurotiomycetes, Eurotiales, Aspergillaceae.